UUUUACUGUUAUUACAUAACCAUAUGCGGGGGCCGCCUCUCUUUCGAUAGAGAGACGCGCACACACGCACAAACGAAAGCCCCAUCUCGCUUCUUUCUCAGCAGCCUGCUGCCACUCUCGGACUCCAAUCCAACUAGGUAGGGCUCCGGCGAUCGAGGUACUCUUCCAAAGGCCGACGAAUCCGCCCGGGGGCAGGCCGCUUGCGAGCUCUCCUUGCACCACCAUGUUUUGGCAAAUCCCCAGCCUUUCCGCUCCCUCCCCCGUGGAGCUUAUUCUGGACAAAGAAAAUUUCACCUUGGAAGAGCUUUUGGACGAGGAAGAAAUAAUCCAAGAAUGCAAAGCUUUAAAUACACGACUAAUAAGUUUUCUUGGAGAGAGAGCUCAGGUAGAACAGUUGCUGCAGUUUAUUAUUGAAGAUGCUCCUGAAGAUGCUGACAACAAGAGAGCCUUCAAGUUCCCUUUCAUUGCUUGUGAGAUAUUUACUUGUGAGAUAGAUGUCAUUCUUAAGACAUUGGUAGAGGAUGAGGAGCUGAUGAACAUGCUUUUCUCCUUUCUUGAACUUAAUCACACACAUAAUUCAAUACUAGCUGGGUACUUCAGCAAGGUUGUUAUCUGCCUAAUGUCACGGAAGAUGACUUCACUUAUGAAAUAUGUCAAGACCCAUGAGGCUAUAUUUCGCAAGUUGGUAGAUUUGAUUGGCAUAACGUCAAUCAUGGAGAUUUUGGUUCGUCUAGUCGGUGGUGAGGAUCAUAUGUAUCCAAACUCCGUUGAUGUCAUGCAGUGGUUAGCUGAUACCAAUCUUCUUGACAUGAUUGUCGAUAAAUUAUGUCCUUCGAGUACACCAGAAGAACAUGCGAAUGCGGCGGAAGUACUUUGCAUCAUAAUUCAAAAUGCACCAUCAGCUUUAGCAGCCAAGCUUUCCAGCCAAAACUUUAUUCACAGGAUAUUUGGUCAUGCCCUGGAACAUUCACCAUCGAAAUCUGCUCUAAUUCACUCUCUUUCAGUGUGCAUUGCCUUGUUGGAUCCUAAAAAGCCUUCUUCAAGUGGUUUCUUCCAUUCCCUCAGAAGUCAGCACUUGUAUGAAUCUUCUGUUCAUAUCAAUUUUGAGACCAUAUGCGCUAUGCUAUCAAAAUUGGGUGAUUUGCUAGAACUUUUGAAUGUCUCAUCUGAUGGGAACACUCUCUGUACUAGUUAUGGUGAACUGCAUCCUCCACUUGGGAAACAUCGUCUAAUAAUUGUUGAGUUUGUGACAGUGUUAUUAGAGACUGGUUAUGAAGCCUCUGAUUUGCAAAUAAUUAAAUCUGGUGUUAUCCAGAAAAUUCUGGAUCUGUUUUUCAAGUAUCCAUUCAAUAAUUUUCUGCACCAUCAUGUUGAGAAAUUGAUAAUGGCAUGCCUAGAGAGCAAUCGUAGUGCCAUCAUCGAUCAUCUUUUUGCUGAAUGUAAUAUUAUCAGGAAGUUUUUGAAUGCAGAUAAGACUCCAUUACUCUCUGAUUCAAAUCCUGUGACGAUUCCCGCUGCUGGAAGAAAACCACCGCGGGCUGGGCACAUUGGACACAUCUCACGAAUAUGUAACAAACUUACCCAGCUGGGUAUCAGCAAUGAUCAUGUUCAGGCAUAUCUGCAGGAAUCUGGGGAGUGGCUUGAUUGGCUAAGUUAUGUAUUGCAUGAAAGAAAUACUGUUGAAAACAUCAAUCACUGGACUUGUGGCCGCCCAACAAUGUUGCAGGAAAGGACAAGAGACAGCGAUGAUGAUGAACUUCAUGACAGUGAUUACGAUAUUACUGCCUUAGCUAAUAAUCUGAGUGAGGCCUUUAGGAACAACGUCUAUGAAAGCGACAACAGAAAAGAGGCCAAUGGAUCACUUGAUCAAGAUGACGAGGAUGUGUACCAUGAGGACACAACCAAAGUUAUCAUCUCUUCCUUAAGGCUUGGGGGUGAUCAUCAGAGCUGUAUUUUUACUAAUUCAAACUGGUUCGCUUUCCAAGAAGAUAGUCUUGCGGAGACUAUGAGCACUUCUGUUCUUGGUAAGAUGAAUGAUAUUAAUCUCAGCGGAGCAACCAGUGUUGUGGCAGUGAGAUCGGAGCAGCAGGUCAAAAAUGCGGUCUCUCCCAGUGGGUGCUCUUUGAGCUGCUCUUGUCCCAAGAUUGAUACAGCAAAUGGACUCAGUGGGCCAACUGAUGCAAGAAAGCCUCAUUUCGAAGAUGAUGACAUUGGCCUGUUCCAGUUUGAUACAACUGAGAAUGAAGACUUGUUUAGUGAUCAACCGCUGCCUGAAUGGGUUGGUUGGCAUCAGCCAUCUGACAUUCAGGUGUUAGAGGAUGGUUCCAGUGAUCUACCAUCUAGAGAAUCCGCACAAAUUGAAGAGAGUAAGUUGCCUUGUUUAUUUGAAGCGGAUGCAGAGUUUGUGGGAGUGGAUAUGGAGGGAGUAGGAAGGGCUGUGGAGCAGGCUCUAGAAGAAGGCAUGGAUAUUGGAGGUAUAAGCAGUGCCUUGAAGAGGAAAAUUGUUCUGACGAUGCCACAAAUAGGGGCACCAGUUGACGAAAUUGUGGAUUUCAACCAGGCCCAUUGGUGUGUCGAGCCAGAGAUGGGUAUUGUUCAGGAGUAAUUUCAAUUCGUUAAUGAUAGAUAUAUUUUUGAGAGUAAGUGUUGUACAUAUGUAAAGUAGGAGUAAAAUUGUUUUGGAGGUACAUCUGGCAGCAGAUGCUGUCCUCGUACUGUAUCAGAAUAUAACUUUACCCUGUAGGGAAUUGUUGACUAUGAAAUCUUUGUUUGUUAUUGUUUUUCUUC
This is a messenger RNA of Ananas comosus (pineapple), 2787 nucleotides long. Its product is annotated as serine/threonine-protein phosphatase 6 regulatory subunit 3-like. Bases 224 to 2605 code for a protein of 793 amino acids. The transcript is spliced from 19 exons. The record is from RefSeq and is a predicted model, not a curated record. Lineage: Eukaryota; Viridiplantae; Streptophyta; Magnoliopsida; Poales; Bromeliaceae. Gene Ontology annotation, molecular function: protein phosphatase binding; protein phosphatase regulator activity.